Messenger RNA from Chrysochloris asiatica (Cape golden mole), 2070 nucleotides. RefSeq names its product zinc finger protein 304 (gene ZNF304). Gene Ontology annotation, molecular function: DNA-binding transcription factor activity, RNA polymerase II-specific; RNA polymerase II cis-regulatory region sequence-specific DNA binding. Gene Ontology annotation, biological process: regulation of transcription by RNA polymerase II. The record is from RefSeq and is a predicted model, not a curated record. The transcript has 5 exons. The coding region runs from base 1 to 2070 and encodes 689 amino acids. Lineage: Eukaryota; Metazoa; Chordata; Mammalia; Afrosoricida; Chrysochloridae.
AUGGCGGCGGCGACGCUGACAGACCGGGCUCAGGGCUGUGUGACCUUCGAGGAUGUCUUUGUUUACUUCUCCCGGGAGGAGUGGGGGCUCCUUGAUGAGCCUCAGAGACUCUUGUACCGUGAUGUGAUGCUGGACAACUUUGCAUUGGCGGCCUCUUUGGGUUGUUGGCGUGAAGCAGAGAAGGAGGAGACCCCUUGUAAACAGGACGUUUGUGUGGGAGGAGGAGUGUCACAAGUUAUGGCUCUGUCCAACCAGAAAGCCAAGCUCUGUGAGAGGUCUGACCCACACCCCAAGCAGAAACCCUACGUGUGUGGGUCAAGUGUGGGAAACCUCUUACGUGGUGCAAAGUUUGGCCAGCAGCAGGAGCAACACAGUGGAGAGACUCCGCCUGGGAAGGCUGAUGCUCAGGCCACGUUUGUGAAGAGCCGCGUGGUCCACAUUUCUAGGUGGCCCUUCAUGUACAGGGAGGAAGGAAUGGACAUCCUGGACAGCCCUGGCCUCCUCCAGCAGCAGACCACUCACGCUGGUGCGAGCUCAUCCCCAAUGACUGAGUGCACAAAGGGCUCCCUGCAGAGCCCCACUCUCGGGCAGCCCCACAGCCCCCACGCGGCUCAGACACUGGUCACGUGUAGUGACUAUGAUGAAGCGCUUGUGAAGACGUUCACCCUGGACAGCUGGAUUGCUCAGACUGAGAGACCCUUCAGGUGUCUCGCAAGUGGAAAUGCUUUCGAGGAGAAAGCAACUCUUAUUAGAUGCAGAAAAGCUCACAGUGGAGAUACAGUUCAUGUGUGUAAGGAGUGUGGAAAGGCCUUCACUCACCUGUACCACCUCAGAACACACCUGAAAUUUCACACCGGUAAAAGGCACUACACAUGCAGUGAGUGUGGGAAGGCCUUCAGCCGCAAAGACACUCUUGUCCAGCACCAGAGAGUCCACACUGGAGAAAGGUCCUAUGACUGCAGCCAAUGUGGGAAGGCCUACAGCCGAAGCUCCCACCUGGUUCAACACCAGAGGAUCCACACUGGAGAGCGGCCUUAUAAAUGUGAUGAGUGUGGCAAGGCCUUCAGCCGCAAAGACACGCUCGUCCAGCACCAGAGAUUUCACACUGGAGAACGGCCCUAUGAGUGCAGCGAAUGUGGGAAAUUCUUUAGUCAAAGUUCCCACCUUAUUGAGCACUGGAGAAUCCACACUGGGGCACGGCCCUAUGAGUGCAUCGAAUGUGGGAAAUUCUUUAGUCAAAGUUCCCACCUUAUUGAGCACUGGAGAAUCCACACUGGGGCACGGCCCUAUGAGUGCAUCGAAUGUGGGAAAUUCUUUAGCCAUAACUCCAGCCUCAUUAAACAUCGGAGAGUCCACACAGGCGCCAGGUCCUACGUGUGCAACAAAUGCGGAAAAGCCUUCAGCUGCAAAGACACACUUGUUCAGCACCAAAUAAUUCACUCCGGAGUGAGGCCAUAUGAGUGCCUUGAAUGCGGGAAAGCUUUCAGCCGCAAAGACACGCUCGUUCAACACCAGAAGAUCCACACUGGAGAACGGCCUUAUGAGUGUGGCGAAUGUGGGAAAUUCUUCAGCCAUAGCUCCAACCUUAUCGUCCACCGGAGAAUUCACACUGGAGCAAAGCCUUACAAAUGCAGCGAAUGUGGUAAAUGCUUCAGCCAUAACUCCAGCCUCAUUUUGCACCAGAGAGUCCACACAGGAGCGAGGCCUUAUGUUUGCAGUGAAUGUGGGAAAGCCUACAUCAGUAGCUCCCACCUUGUCCAGAACAAGAAAGUCCACACUGGAGCAAGACCUUAUGAGUGCAGUGAAUGUGGGAAAUGCUUUAGCCGCAACUCCAGUCUCGUUUUACACCAACGAGUCCACACUGGAGAAAAGCCUUAUGUGUGUGGCGAAUGUGGGAAAGCCUACAUCAGAAGCUCCCACCUUGUUCGGCACAGGAAAGUGCACACUGGGGACAGGCCUCCUGAGUCUUAUGAACGCAGCGAAUGUGGGAAGAUCUUUAACCAAAACCACAGCCUCAUUAAACAUCAGAACUCACAAGGUGAAAAGGCUAUGAACGUAAUGAAGGCAUGA